Equus quagga is the source of this 2963-nucleotide messenger RNA. RefSeq names its product RAS p21 protein activator 4B (gene RASA4B). Bases 77 to 2485 code for a protein of 802 amino acids. Gene Ontology annotation, molecular function: GTPase activator activity; phospholipid binding. NCBI's taxonomy places the organism in Eukaryota, Metazoa, Chordata, Mammalia, Perissodactyla, Equidae. The transcript is spliced from 21 exons. Gene Ontology annotation, biological process: regulation of GTPase activity; negative regulation of Ras protein signal transduction; intracellular signal transduction. The record is from RefSeq and is a predicted model, not a curated record.
CCCGCUGCCCGCUGCCCGCAACGCGGGACUCCGGCGUCCGGCUCCCUGGGGCAGGACCCCACGGCGCGCACCUGCGAUGGCCAAGCGCAGCUCGCUGUCCAUUCGCAUCGUGGAGGGGAAGAACCUGCCUGCCAAGGACAUCACCGGCAGCAGUGACCCCUACUGCAUCGUGAAGGUGGACAAUGAGCCCAUCAUCAGGACAGCCACUGUGUGGAAAACGCUGUGUCCCUUCUGGGGCGAGGAGUAUCAGGUGUACCUGUCGCCCAGCUUCCACGCCGUGGCCUUCUACGUCAUGGAUGAAGAUGCCCUCAGCCGGGAUGACGUUAUCGGGAAGGUCUGCCUUACCAGGGACGCCCUGGCUGCUCACCCGAAGGGUUUCAGCGGGUGGGCCCACCUGGUGGAGGUCGACCCCGACGAGGAGGUGCAGGGCGAGAUCCACCUGCGGCUGGAGGUGGUGAGGGGGACCCAGGCCUGCCUGCUGCGCUGCUCUGUGCUGGAGGCCAGGGACCUAGCGCCCAAGGACCGGAAUGGUGCCUCUGACCCCUUCGUCCGAGUGCGCUACAACGGCCGGACACAGGAGACCUCGGUCGUGAAGAAGUCAUGCUACCCACGCUGGAACGAGACGUUCGAGUUUGAGCUCAAGGAGGGGGCUGCAGAGGCACUGUGCGUGGAGGCCUGGGACUGGGACCUCGUCAGCCGCAACGACUUCCUGGGCAAAGUGGUGGUCAAUGUCCAGAGACUGUGGGCGGCCCAGCAGGAGGAGGGCUGGUUCCGGCUGCAGCCUGACCAGUCCAAGAGUCGGCGGGAAGAGGGCAACCUGGGCUCCUUGCAGCUGGAGGUGCGGCUGCGGGACGAGACGGUGCUGCCCUCUAGCUGCUACCAGCCCCUGGUGCAGCUGCUGUGCCGGGAGGUGAAGCUGGGCGUCCAGGGCCCAGGGCAGCUGAUCCCACUCAUUGAGGAGAUGACGAGCACCGAGUGCCGCCAGGACGUGGCCACCAACUUGCUCAAGCUCUUCCUGGGGCAGGGGCUGGCCAAAGACUUUCUGGACCUGCUCUUCCAGCUGGAGCUGGGUCGCACCAGUGAGGCCAACACCCUGUUCCGGAGCAACUCUCUGGCCUCCAAGUCCAUGGAGUCUUUUCUGAAGGUGGCUGGGAUGCGGUAUUUGCACGGUGUCCUGGGCCCCAUCAUCAAUAAAGUGUUUGAGGAGAAGAAGUACGUGGAGCUGGACCCCAGCAAAGUGGAGGUCAAGGAUGUAGGGUGCUCGGGGCUGCACCGCCCGCAGACCGAGGCCGAGGUGCUGGAGCAGAGUGCGCAGACGCUGCGCGCCCACCUGGGGGCGCUGCUGAGCGCACUCAGCCGCUCGGUUCGCGCCUGCCCCGCAGUGGUCCGCGCCACCUUCCGCCAGCUCUUCCGGCGCGUGCGCGAGCGCUUCCCCGGCGCCCAGCACGAGAACCUGCCGUUCAUCGCCGUCACCAGCUUCCUGUGCCUGCGCUUCUUCUCGCCCGCCAUCAUGGCGCCCAAGCUGUUCCACCUGCGGGAGCGGCACGCUGAUGCCCGCACCAGCCGCACCCUGCUCCUGCUGGCCAAGGCGGUCCAGAACGUGGGCAACAUGGACAUGCAGACUUCCAGGGCCAAGGAGGCGUGGAUGGAGCCGCUGCAGCCCACCGUGCGCCAGGGCGUGGCCCAGCUUAAGGACUUCAUCACCAAGCUGGUGGACAUCGAGGAGAAGGAGGAGCUCGACCUGCAGAGGGCGCUGAGCUUGCAGGCACCGCCAGUGAAGGAGGGACCACUCUUCAUCCACAGGACCAAGGGCAAGGGCCCCCUCAUGUCCUCCUCCUUCAAGAAGCUCCACUUCUCCCUCACCACCGAGGCCCUCAGCUUCGCCAAGACUCCCAGCUCCAAGAAAAGCACCCUCAUCAAGCUUGCCAGCAUCCGGGCAGCAGAAAAAGUGGAGGAGAAGAGCUUCAGCAGCUCACAUGUCAUGCAGGUUAUCUACACAGACGACACUGGCCAGCUGCAGACAGCCUACCUGCAGUGCAAGAGUGUGAACGAGCUGAACCAGUGGCUGUCUGCGCUGCGGAAGGUGAGCAUCAACAACUCGGGACUGCUGGGCUCCUACCACCCUGGCAUCUUCCGCGGGGACAAGUGGAGCUGCUGUCACCAGAAGGACAAGACAGAUCUGGGCUGUGAUAAGACCCGGUCACGGGUGACCCUGCAGGAGUGGAAUGACCCCCUCGACCAUGACCUGGAGGCCCAGCUCCUCUACCAGCACCUGCUGGGCCUGGAGGCCGCACUGCGGGAGAAGCACCAGGAGCUGAGUGCAGGUGCAGGGGCAGGCUCUGUGCCCACCGGCCCUGGCGAAGCCCCUGAGGACCCCCUGGCUCAGCUGCUCCAGGUGCUGCACGACCUCCGGGAGGCCCAUGCAUCCAGCCCAGCUGGCUCCCCGCCCGCAGAACCCACCUGCCUCCUGCCGCUGCAGACGUGAGGCCUGCCGCACACUCCCUUGCUGAGCCCGGCCAGGUGCUUGGAGAGCCCCGCCACCGGGGUGCAGGGCCUCGGUCCCUCCUGGUCUGGCUGAGUCGGGGGAGCCAGGGCCCAGGGGCUCCACAAGUGCAGAACUGACACCUCGCCCACCUCAAGUCUCCAGGGGACUUCCGAGCUCCUGCUCCUCUGUGAGGCCUGGCUGCUCCCUGCAGCCCCUGCAGCCAUUGCCACCACUAUCACAGACUCCCCAGGGACCCUCCUCUCCUGCCCACGGCAGACCUAGCCAGGAACCACCCCGAGCAUGGUGGGCUGACGCUCCUUGGACCCAGAGAAGCGGGAGGGAGCAUGGGGCCCAGGAGGCCACGAGGACUUGACCUCAGCACCCUCUCUGCUCACUGCCACCACCCACCUGCUCCCCUCAUGGCCACUGGCUGCACCCCCUGGGAGAGCAUCGCGGUGCUCUAUUGCCAACAAUAAAC